Rosa rugosa (rugosa rose) is the source of this 1089-nucleotide messenger RNA. RefSeq lists its product as uncharacterized. The coding region runs from base 158 to 886 and encodes 242 amino acids. Gene Ontology annotation, cellular component: ribosome; mitochondrial large ribosomal subunit. The transcript has 5 exons. Lineage: Eukaryota; Viridiplantae; Streptophyta; Magnoliopsida; Rosales; Rosaceae. The record is from RefSeq and is a predicted model, not a curated record. Gene Ontology annotation, molecular function: structural constituent of ribosome. Gene Ontology annotation, biological process: translation; ribosome assembly.
CGAGCAUUCAGUAUUCACUAAACCCAGCCUUGUGGCUCGAAUAUCAGAUCAAAAGGCGCGCCUUGUAAUUCUCUCUUCCUCCGCCGCCAGCGGCGACCCACCACCGCGACCUCCUCUUCUAAUUCGCUUCAGGCUAUUGUGCAGCUCAUUCUAAGCCAUGGUCGGUUGGCAAAGGAAUUGUAUACAAUCCCUAACUCGACAUUUUGGGAAAGCAACACUACUCGAGGCCACUUCAACUCCUCAGACCCAACAAUCACUCUUGCGGCGCCCCUUUUAUCACUACUCUCAACACUCGGGAAUCUCCAGUUCAAGGAACUUACUUGCGGAUUCCUCGUCUAAUGUCCCGUCUCCCAAUACCUUAAAUCCACCGCCUCCGUCUUUGAAACAAGUUCAGUAUGUCUUAAAGGGCGUAACUCAGGACCCUAACAAGAUCGACCUGGUUGGCAAACUGGUUCGUGGUAUGCGUGUUGAAGAUGUGUUGUCACAAUUGUCAGUGACAGACAAGCAAGCUGCAAAAACCGUGUAUCAGGCUAUUUACUCAGCUCGAGCAGAUGCAACUUAUAAACAUGGGUUGGAUCCAGAUCAGCUACUUGUUGCUGGGGCAUCUAUUGGAAAGGGAUUCGUGGGAUUCAGCAAGAAGAGACUGGCCUACCAUGGUAAAGGCAAUGGAAUUAAAGUGAGACCAAAACACCAACUGACGGUGGUUUUAAGGGAGAUUGCCCCUGAAGAGGAGGCUGAGAUAGCCAGACAAAGAGCCGACAAUUUUCUUUAUCUCAGUAAGCGCCUCAGGCUCACUAAGGAGGAAAAUAAGAAUAUUCCUCUCCAGCUUAUUCGGAAAAACAAAGGCAAAUUCAGUAAUGGUGAACCAAGUGGUAUGGCUUCAUGAGCAAGCUACUUCCUUCCUGUGCCUUAGCAUUCUAAAAGAAAGUUUUGAGAUGCAUUAGAGAGCUCCUCCUUGGUCUUUAGAAUUCAAUAAAAUUGUCUUGUACAACUGCUAAAGACCAAGCUUCUUUGUUGUUUCAGUUUCUUGUAGUGGCUGUGUGGGAUUUAGGUUCUUUACUGUGGAAUGUCAUCAAAUCGUUUGCAUCA